This is a messenger RNA of Panicum virgatum (switchgrass), 657 nucleotides long. RefSeq lists its product as uncharacterized. The coding region runs from base 10 to 657 and encodes 215 amino acids. The record is from RefSeq and is a predicted model, not a curated record. NCBI's taxonomy places the organism in Eukaryota, Viridiplantae, Streptophyta, Magnoliopsida, Poales, Poaceae. The transcript has 2 exons.
CAAUCGGCAAUGGAGGAGAAGAAGAAGGACCUGCUCCGGAAGCUGACCAUCAUCUCGAUCCCGUUCGUGUUCGUGGCGAUCCCGUCCGUGGUGAUCAUCGUGGGCAUGCUGUCCCCGCACGCGGCGGGGCCCCAGGAGGGCUCGGGGCCGGCGCCGCCGGGGCAGAACCACUCGCUGUCCAUGCUGAGCACCAUGACGGGGGGCCAGAUGAUCCUCAGCUGCCGCGCCGCCUUCUCGGGCAACUGGGAGUACUUCCACUACUUCAUCCUCGAUCCCUACAAGCCCCAGCAGGCCUUCUUCCAGCCGCAGUCCGACCCCUACGUCAUCUUCUGCAAGUGGGGGUACAUGGGCAACUUCCUCCAGGACGUGGUGGUCUUCAACAGCUGCGCCACCUGGGCGUCCGAGUGCCGCGUCGACAACGGCGGCUGCCGCUACCUGUUCCAGGACGGCCACAUGUUCCUCGUCACCGGGAAGCACGGCGGCGGCGGCCCCGCGCCCAAGGCGAAGGUGCGGGAGAAGAAGCUGGUCGGGGACGUGGUGCUCAGGGAGUGCCAGCACGUGCUCGGGCUCUUCCCCACCAUGUGCCGGAAGAAACCGCACCGCCACGAGUACGUCGGCAAGAUCAUCGGCCGGUGGCGGUGGUGGUUCAACUACUAG